AUGGAGCAUGAGCCGUACGACCCAAGAGAGAACAUGCUAUCACCGCCCCCCAUCCCCAUCACGACGAACGGUCUGGGCAGCUGUGAUGCGAAUGUGUUUAAUAAAACAAAUGUCCCAGGUCCAGAUAACGGCCGACGCCAGGCUCCAGGCUCCGUCUGCGAGCGGCCGCCGGGGGCCUGGGGGCCUGGCGUCGUCUCCCCCGGCCUCCCCCGCGUCUCGCUCCCCGGGGGUCCCCGUUCGGUCCUCCCGCAGCGCGAAGCUCAGAGAGCAGGCGCGGGGCGCGCGGCUGAGGUCGGUGACCUUGCCUCCUCAGGUGCGCCCCAGUGGCCGCGCUGCUGUGAGAACGGCGGCACCUGCGUGCUGGGCAGCUUCUGCGUGUGCCCGGCCCAUUUCACCGGCCGCCACUGUGAGCACGACCAGAGACACAGCGACUGCGGCGCCCUGGGACACGGCGCCUGGACCGUCCGCGGCUGCCGCCUCUGCAGGUGCGUGUUUGGCUCCCUGCACUGCCUCCGCCGCCAGACGCUCGGCCGCUGUGACCUGAAGGACUUUGUCCCUGCACAUGCUGCUGGCCAGAGAGCACAUCUCCUGCUGCUGCUGCUUUGCCUCUUCCUUCAGAGCCUCAUCAGAUGCCUGUGAGGGGACACGGACUCCAUCCCUCCUGGGCGUGACAAGGGCUAGCCCCCUGGCCCCAUGCGGUACGGACUUGUCUUCCCAUCCUGUGUUUUAAAUAACGCCUCUCAUUGGGUGAAGACUUUUAUUGUGUAAUAAACAUGUGCACAAAACCACCUUGCUCUCUUCCCCAAGCCUAUGUCUCGGUCUGUGGGGGACACGUGUAUGACACUUGUGCUGGGCCUGCCCCACCCUGGUGGGCUCCUUUUCUGAUGAUUUUUCAGUGGACAUGAGUGGGCCUGCCAGCCUUAGAGGUAUGGCACCUGCCAGGCAAUAGUCCCUCUCUCACAGCCUCCAGGCAGCAAUGCCCCAUGUCACUUUCCUAUUCUCUGGAAUCAGUAUCCUCAGGGGAGGGACAGGGCCCCAGGCAUGUGACCCCUGAGCUCUGGUUUAAUACACAGCAGUUGCCUGAAAGUGUUGGGAGGUUGGGGCAAGGAGGGCAAGCAGGGAAGGGGCUAAGACCGGAGCAUCUGGCCGCCUGGCACCUGCCUCCUUUACUCCAGGGGCCAUGAGCACCUUCCUGGUGGUCACAGCAUCACCACCAAAGGAGAGAUGUCUGGGGGUCCACAUUGUGGUGCAACGGGUGAAGCUGCCACCUGCUGUGCUGGCCAUCCCGUUCAAGUCCUGGCUGCUCCGCUUCAGAGGAGGCUUCCUGCUAAUGUGCCAGGGAAGGCAGUGGAUGAUGGUGCAAAUGCUUGGGUCCCUGCUACCCUCAUGGGAGACUCACAUAGAACUGCUGGCUCCUGGCUCCUGGCUUCAGCCUGGCCUAACCCUGACUAUUGCAGUCAUUUGGGGAGUGAAUCAGCAGAUUAGAUUUCUCUCUCUCUCCCUCUCUUUGGUUCUCUGUCACUCUGCCUUCAAGUACAUAAAUCAGUCUUUAAUGAAAGAAGACAGGAUGCCUACACAGCUGCGGACACCAUAGGCAGGGAGGGAAUUUAGCCUGACGAAGCCCUAGGUGGGGGUUCCACCAUCUCCUGGCUGCAUGGCUUCCUGUAGCAGGCCACUGCCA
This is a messenger RNA of Oryctolagus cuniculus (rabbit), 1681 nucleotides long. The record is from RefSeq and is a predicted model, not a curated record. NCBI's taxonomy places the organism in Eukaryota, Metazoa, Chordata, Mammalia, Lagomorpha, Leporidae.